Messenger RNA from Nylanderia fulva, 3167 nucleotides. RefSeq names its product exocyst complex component secretory 5 (gene Sec5). Gene Ontology annotation, cellular component: exocyst. Lineage: Eukaryota; Metazoa; Arthropoda; Insecta; Hymenoptera; Formicidae. The record is from RefSeq and is a predicted model, not a curated record. Gene Ontology annotation, biological process: Golgi to plasma membrane transport; exocytosis.
CAGCUGAUUCGUCUGUGUAUUUUAUGUUUAUGAUCUACAACGAGAAAGAUACACGUCGGUUUUUUAAAUUGAAUAAUUGAAUAAUUUAGAACAUUAUCAUUGCUAGGAUGGGACCGCCACCCGUGGUUACCGGAAUAUCACCCAAAGAAGGCCCACCCGGUACUCGGGUGAUAAUGCGCGGAGAGUUUUUAGGAAAUAAAGCUCAAGACCUUAUAGGAUUGACAAUAUGCGGGUGCGAUUGUCUACUUUCGGCCGAAUGGAAGUCGUCGAACAAAAUUAUAGCAAGAUCGGGGCCUUGCAAAGGUCGCGGCGAUAUAAUAGUGACAACCCGAAGCGGAGGGCAGGGAAGCUCGACGGUGCAGUUUCGUGGUUAUCACGAGACUAUAGGUCCAAUGAAGGAGUCGGCCGUGUGGGUAGAGGAAGCUCCUAUGCAGAGUUUGGGCUGGGGUAGAAGGGCAUUGUCGCCGACAAACUAUCAGCAGGAAGAUCCUUUGGGGCUUAGCGUAGAGGGAAAUGAUAAAAAGUUUCCCGAGGAUGAGUUGAUCGAACUUUUUGGAGACGGAAGUGGAGAUCUUACGAGCGAAAAGUUUCACCCAGGAUGGUUUUUAUUGCAGCAUCAUCAUGCCACAACUUUGGAAGAUUUAAAAGCUGGUUUGGCUUACCUUAGAAGAAAAGUCAAUUCCCAAAAGGAAGGACAAUUGUCAUUUUUGAAAGCCAAUGUAGGAGCAGUAAUGGAGCAACUUGAUACAAUAAUGUCGUUAAAGGAUCAAUUUGAAGCAGACAUAAAAAGCUAUGGAAGCGAUCCUACAGAGAAAUUGGAAAAAGCUAUCGGACAGUCUAUGUCAGAAGCUAAUAAAUUAUUCGACGAUGUAUUAGCGAGAAGGGACAGAGCCGAUGCCACUCGUAACGCGCUGGCCGUUAUGCAACGUUACAAAUUUCUCUUUUGUAUGCCGAUAAACAUCGAGAGAAAUAUUAAACGUGGCAACUAUGAUCUCGUAAUUAAUGACUAUGCCAGAGUUAAGAAUCUGUUUAAAAAUACAGAGGUAGAGGUCUUCAAAAAGGUAUUGGAAGAAAUCGACGAUAGAAUCAGUAAUUUUAAAGUGUUAUUACGUAAAAGAUUAGAAGAAAUGUCAUUUAGCUUAGAGGAGCGUAAGAAAAUUAUCAGGAACCUUGUCAAUCUUGACGCCGAAGGUGAUCCGGCAUGGGACGCAAUAGUUUCACAUGCAAAUUAUUUAGAAAAAAGUAUCGUUAAUGCUGUACCCGAGCAUCUGGAUGCAGUUAAUUGCGAGGACGCGAACAAGACGUCCAAAUAUACUCUGUUAAAUAAUAAGCAUUUACGUUCGGAAAAAACUAAUGAAAAUAAUCCACCACCGCAAAUUUCGUGUAUCGAAACAAUUUGCGAUAUCGUGGUCGAACAAUUGCCGGAUCUAUGGAGAUUGGGACAAAGUUAUUUCACAGGGCAGUUACAUGUAGCGGUGGAUGUGGAAAAGCAAGGUCAUUUUAAAAAUUUAGUUUUAUCGAGUAUGCAGCGCGCCAUGGAGGCCAUGAAGAACACCUGCAGUCACGAUGUAGAAGCAAAAUGGCUUUUACAUAUAUUACGUUGCGUUAGACAAAUGUACGCGUCUCUGAUACAUUUGGAUUUGCCCAGCGAAGCUCUCGAUAUUUUCGGAUCAUUUAUAUUGAAUUUAAGGAUACAGUGUUUGAUUGCUCUCUUCAAGCAAGGAGCAGACAAUAUAAUAGCUCUGAGUCGAGAAGAAACUUGGCAGAUAGAAUAUUUGAAUGAGGACGGUGGUGUUACAAAAUUGCCAUAUUUAUUUGAGGAAAUAGUUUUGGAGAUAUCGAAACAUGCGCGUGAAACGGUAGUCGCUUGCGGUCCUAGAGAAGGACCGUUGUUCAAUAAUCCGGCACAUCAGAUUCUUUAUCACAAUACCGUCAAGAUGUUAUUUACAUCGUUCACACGAUGUUUACAACAACUAGCAUUUAGCGGUUGCGAGGAAGCUAUGGAAAACGAUGAAACAUCGGUUUCGCAAUUGAUCGGCUCGCCUUCUGGUUAUAAAAGUAAAAACAAUAAGCACAAAGGACCGACAUGGGAACAAUGCCUCUUAAUCUCGUUAAGCAAUAUACGAUACACGUUAAACGUCGUUUUACCAAGAAUCGAGAACACCUUGAAAACACAAGGUUAUCCCGAAUUAUCCACCGCAGUCGGAUGGAAUUCCGAUUGGACGCAAUUGGAGACGUUGGAUAGCGCCGUUCUGGAUGCGUAUCUGGAACGUCGUUGCGAUCCGCUUGUUGGGACAAUAGAGCCUAGCAUGUAUUUAGGCGGUUUGGAAUGGGACUUUGAUACUGAUCCGACUCAUUUAAAACCAUAUGCCCAAGAAAUAUUGGCGAAUUUAAUCGCAGUACAUGCGGAGGUGCGCAGAGUCGCUCCAGCUCUGUUACACCGAAUUUUAUCCCACAUAAUAGAAACUAUAGCGGAAGAGCUCGCACGACUCAUGUCAUGCGUUACUCAGUUUCGUCCGGCCGGAAUUAUCCAAGCUCGGACAGAUAUAAUACUUUUGAGGAAUGCCCUGCAAGCCUACAGCACGGCUAGAGCAAACAGAAGUUUCUUCGAGGAAGCUUUGGACGCGAUACCUCAGCCCGUAAACAAGGAAGACCGUAUGCGAAUAGAUGCCCUUCUAUCGAAGGUCACAACGUGCAUGCGACUGCAACUAUCCUGUCUUACUAAUGAGGCAACGGAGAAUAUUCGUUACUUGACGGCGAAUCCCGACCGUGUUACUACUGUAUAAUUUGUUUAUGACUACUAACUAGAAUAUCGCUCAGUAAUGCGUGCGCCAACAAUACAAGGAAGACCAUAUUCUCUCGCCACAACAGCGCCAUGGCUUAUAAGACCGCCCAAUUCUGUUACGAUUCCACCUAAUAAUGAAAAGUAUGGACUCCAACCGAUGUCGGUGCAAUGUGUGAUCAAAAUAUCUCCUUGUUGUAUAUUUUUUGCCUCGGACAAAUCCGUUAUCACGCACGCUCUGCCUAGGACAGAACCCUCAGAAACCGAAGUACCUUUAAUCUCUGUACAUCCUUUAAGUGAGGUGUCGAGUGUUCUCUGCAACGAGAUGUUGUACAAAUUAUAAUCUGACGAAUAUAUACUAAUAAUAGAGAUAUAUACAAGAAAA